This is a messenger RNA of Cladocopium goreaui, 1369 nucleotides long. Lineage: Eukaryota; Dinophyceae; Suessiales; Symbiodiniaceae. The record is from the annotation of a GenBank genome assembly.
GAACUCUGCUGCACCGCCUGGGGUGGUUGCGUGGGAUGCCAUAUUGACUUUAGCGCGAGACAACAAUGCUGCUGGCAUCGUGGAGCUAUUGGAACGGGGGGCGCCCCCAAGCUACUGCAACAGGGUGGGGCAGACACCGCUGCACAUUGCCACCAUGUGGGGCAGCGUCGAAGCAUGCAAGGCCUUGCUUUACGCCCUCGCGGAUCCCAACGCGGCCAACAGGCUCCGUGGAUCCACUCCGUUGCAUGCGGCCGUGCUGGGGAGAGGGCCGGUGGAAAAGCGUGCCGAGUGCGUGAAGCUGAUCGUGAAGGCGAAGGGUGAUCCGGCACGUCCAGACUUGGGAGGGGAUCGACCCAUAGAUAUGGCCAGUGACGAGGUGGUUCGAAUUGCUCUUGGAGCCCAACCACUGCUGCUUCACAAGGCCGCAGGCGAACGGCAGAUCAACACCCUGAAACAGCUGAUCGCGCAGAUCCGCGGUGGUGCUCUGACUUUGACGCUGGACACAGCAAAUCCUCAGGGAGAGACUGCCCUGCAUGUGGCCUGUAUAUAUAGCUGGCCUGAAGGUCUUCAGGCACUGCUGGAAGCCAGGUCUGAUGUGAAUGCCGACACCAAUGAGCGCCGAAGCGCAUUGCAUCUGGCAACGCUUAGUGGAGACGUGAGGACAGUCAAGCUGCUUCUCAAUGCAGAGGCAAACGUGAACAUACAAGACGCGGAUAUGGAUCGUGACCCCCGCUACGCCAGCAAAGAGCAGGAGACGCCUGACCAGCACCGCACGGCACUUCACUAUGCGGCAGCGCAAAGUAACUGCAGCCCGGUGAAGCUUUUGCUGGAGGCAAGGGCCUCCGUAAACGCGGUGGAUUCGCAGCAGAUGACUCCGCUUCACCUCUGCCUUGCAGCGAGCGAGGAAAGUGACAUGGAGGUGGCCUGCGGCGUUCGCGUGGAUGGACUGCAGAGCAAGGCUGCAUGGAACGGGCGCCUGGGUAGCGUCAUUGGGCCAUCGGUUCCCUCAACGGAGAGGUCUGUCUUGCGGUGGCCCGUGCUCAUUGAGGGGAAUCAGGAGGGAGUGAUGCUGAAGGCGGAAAACCUCUCGAGGGUGCAUCUUGAGACGGUGGAUAGCCUUCUCGAGGCUCGUGCUGAUGUGAAUCUGGGGAAUCUGCAGUGGGGCGAAGGGCGCACCUUUCUGCAUGAGGCCGCACAUAUGGGUGAUUUGGAGAUGUCCAAACGUGCCCUGCUGGCGGGAGCAGACAUCAAUCGGAAGGAUAAGCUGGGCUUCUCCCCAUUGCACUUGGCAGUGAGGGCAAGGAAGUCUGAAGUCAUCAGGCGCGAAGACAUCGUUUGGGUCCAUGACAGGCUUGUCAAGUCUCAGUGA